ACAAAUGACAAAGGAUAUUACCAAGGCGUUAUUCCACAAUGGGGUUGUUAAGAGGUUUUAUUUUAUCCUCUGUGAGUAAAACUGUCUUGUACAAUGGGUUUGUUUUAUGAAAAAAAAUAUUUUAAAACGAUUUAAAUCCAUAGGCUGUAUGUUGCUAAAGAGGCAAGGCUGCAACAAGCCAGUGAGACAAUAUGAGGUUUGAGAGUAUGUUGUUACAUAGGAAGGCUGCAAUAUGGGGUUUGAGAGUAUGUUGUUACAGGAGGAGGCUGCAAGCUACUGAGACAAUGGGGGGUUUGAAAGUAUGUUGUUACAGGGCAAGGCUGCAAGCAAUAUGGGGGUUGAGAGUAUGUUGCUACAGGGGCACUGCUGCACCCCACCGAGACAAUAUGGGGGUUGAGAGUAUGUUGUUACAGAGCCAGGCUGUAGGCUGUAAGCCACUGAGGCAAUAUGGGGUUUGAGAGUAUGUUGCUACAGGACGAGGCUGCAAGCCACUGAGACAAUGGGGAGGGGGGGGGUUGAGAGUAUGUUUUUACAGGGCAAGGCUUUAAGCCACUGAAGCAAUUUGGGGUUGAGAGGGGGAGCAUCUUGGAGUGCUAUUCUAUCCUCUGUGUACCAAUGCUCCACAGGUGUGUCUGAAUUUGCUGACACACGUCGAUGAGGCCGUGUGUUGUUCUUUAGAGAACAUGUGUGCUCUUGACCCCUGCACACCUCCCACAUUCUGCCGUAUCAUUCAGAAGUGUACCGACGGCUCGUGCCCCCCUCAAGCUUCUUGUCUCGAUUGUUUGCCUAAAGGUGAGAGCUAUUGAUUAACGUAUGCGGUAGAUGCUAUGACGUGAUGUUUAAACAUCAGACGCAGAUAGUUUAUGCCCGCUGAGUAAAAUUACCCUUGAAAACGCGUCCAGUAUAAAGUGUCAAUUUAUUUUCAUGUCGUGGGAAAACCUCCCCUUAAAGUUCUUCUUAUUAACAUUUUCCACUCAGAGCUGACACAUUUUUUUUUAUUGAUUCUCGAUUAGCGAAUAUGCGCGUGUGUGUUCGUGUCUGUAAUUUUUUUUUUUUUUAAAUUUUGUUUUUUGAAGUGUUGUAAAUAACAAAUGUUGUCAGUUAGACUUAGACGCUCUACUUAGACGAUGUGUAUGUUUUAACACUUCUGUAAGAGUUAUCUCAAAGAUCUUUUCGCGCCUUUUGUAUCUAAAAAUAAAGUACGGUCUCACACAGUCUUCUGUGUGUCCUCAACUCUUAAUGGAUUGGGGGGGGGGGCAGUGGUUUAGCGAGAGAUUGUGCCGACCGGGGGCGAUAUUAGUGUUUGCUGCCAUCCCACCCCUCGAAAACACGAUAUAUAUUAUGCUUUUUGGCACAGUGAAACCUGGAAAUAAAGAGCUUUGCAGUAACGCUGCUCCUGUCAUAUGCACCAACUCGCCCUUCAAUGGACCAAUUUUUUUUUUCACCCAAGAUGAACCAGCAAAUAGCAGCAUCCCGGAAAUAGCACCACUUUUGGUUUGGUCCCAAUUCCCAAUGGGUUUGAGCUACUUAUUUCCAAGUUUCAGUAAUGCAUAUAUAAAAGUGUCUUACGUCACUUUUAUCAGAAGUUGGGGUGUGUGUUUGUGUGUGUGUGUGUGUGGGGGGGGGAUUAAGAGACCAUGCAUAGACAGCUAUGUGUCCCCUUGUUGACCCUACCCAGAGCCUAAAAAGCCUUAAUCCAACCAGGCAUAGUCAGCUAUGUGUCCCCAUGUUGACCCUACCCAGAGCCUAAAAAGCCUUAAUCUAACCAUGCAUCCAACCAAGGAAAAAUUAGUGUGCAAACUCAUGUAUAAUUACAUCUGACACAGGCCUUCAAGAUUUUAGCUGUCACCAUCCAAUCAGUCCGCAACACCCCCCCCCCACCCAAUUUAAACGUCCGAUAUUUUACCUUUACUUGGGGUAAUCCCACCUUUACUUGGAGAACCACUGAUUAGACUUUAGUGUUUCACGGACCACUGACCUAUAUUUCCAGGUAUCGAUGAUGUUUGCAACAGAAAUCGCUACAUAUACGCUGUGUUGGUUUGGGGAACCAAUGACAAGUAAGUAGGUCAUUUCACUAUAAUUAUAUUCUUGUCUUUUCUGGAUUUUUGUAUUGUUUUAUUUCUACUGUCGGUAUAUUCAAUCUGUUGUAUCAUUAUCCCCCGAAAAGAAAAAAAGUUGGGAGAAUAAUUAUGCUAUAACGUGGAGAAUACCUAUGCUAUAACGGGCAAAAUACCUAUGCUAUAACGGGCAAAAUACCUAUGCUAUAACAGGGAAAAUACCUAUGCUAUAACGGGGAAAAUACCUAUGUAUGCUAUAACGAGGACAAUACCUAUGCUAUAACUGGCAGGUUGAUGAAAAUUCUUUCGUUCACUAUGACAUUUAUUGAAAUAUCCUAAGUUCAAAUCUUACCCCCAAAUUAACGACAAUUCGGGAACCGCUGCUCAAAGUCCGAAUAAGUGACAUUCUUCGUAUUCUCUGGAAACCAACACCGAUUCAGAAAUAAAUAUCCUGUAACUUAUUUAAUUCCAUAAUUUAAAUGUUUCAGAUUCCCGACUACUCGAAGUUGUGACCCAAGUCUGCCAAGCGUCGAACCAAAUUGCCCCGAAGGAUCGGUCUGCGUCCCUGGUGCACGUGGUCGAGGCACUUGCUGCUACGGGAAACCAGAACCAGGCGAUGAGACCGCCCUAGGAAACCAGCCCACGUGUCCGGUCAAGAACCCUACCUGCCGCCCGAAAUGCAAGAGGGGCUACUCUUGUCAAGAAAUUAUCGUCCAGUGUUACGUCCCCCCGUGUGAAAAUGUAUUCGAAUGCCUUCCGGAAGAAAAACCUGGCAACUGCCCAAUGUUGCCUCUUUACGUUCCGGACGACUGCCCGAGAAACGAACGAAAUUCGUGUUCCAUAGACGCAGACUGUUACUACAAUUAUAAAUGCUGUUCUGAUCAGUGCGGGAUACGUGGUUGUCAGAUUCCGUUCAGUAAAUGAUUCUUGAAAAUACAUUUUCAUAAUUUUUUAUUUAAAUAAAAUUAUAUUAGUUCUUUUUUAUUAUGCAAAUCAUUGUUUCAGAUUCUGAUAAAAAUGUUGAGGAAAGUUACACAAGCGGUGAUGCAUUGUCACCUUAAAUGGAACAAAUAUACAGUUAUGUCAUACAUUGUUAAAAUAAUGAGAUCUUUCAGCUGUAGUCAACAUUGUCAUACAUUAAUAAAAUAAUGAGAUCUUUCAGCUGUUGUCAACAU
Molecule: messenger RNA, 3232 nt
Organism: Lymnaea stagnalis (great pond snail)
Lineage: Eukaryota; Metazoa; Mollusca; Gastropoda; Lymnaeidae
Source: the annotation of a GenBank genome assembly